Messenger RNA from Suricata suricatta (meerkat), 2480 nucleotides. It is a transcript of the gene CRHR1, whose product is annotated as corticotropin releasing hormone receptor 1. The record is from RefSeq and is a predicted model, not a curated record. The transcript is spliced from 13 exons. The coding region runs from base 118 to 1365 and encodes 415 amino acids. Gene Ontology annotation, cellular component: plasma membrane; neuron projection. Gene Ontology annotation, biological process: cell surface receptor signaling pathway; adenylate cyclase-activating G protein-coupled receptor signaling pathway. Lineage: Eukaryota; Metazoa; Chordata; Mammalia; Carnivora; Herpestidae. Gene Ontology annotation, molecular function: corticotropin-releasing hormone receptor activity; corticotropin-releasing hormone binding; corticotrophin-releasing factor receptor activity.
GCGACACGGGAGCCCGGCCGCCCAGCCAGCGCCGCCCCAGCCCGCAACCGCCGGCCGGCCCCUCUGGGAUGUCCGAGGGACCCAGGCGUUCGGGACGGUGACCAAGCUAGCCCGAGGAUGGGAGGGCGCCCACAGCUCGGACUGGUCAAGGCCCUUCUCCUCCUGGGGCUGAACCCCAUCUCCGCCUCCUUCCAGGACCAGCACUGCGAGAGCCUGUCCCCGGCCAGCAAUAUCUCCGGACUGCAGUGCAAUGCAUCCGUGGACCUCAUUGGUACCUGCUGGCCCCGGAGCCCUGCGGGGCAGCUGGUGGUGCGACCCUGCCCUGCCUAUUUCUACGGCGUCCGCUACAACACCACAAACAAUGGCUACCGGGAGUGCCUGGCCAAUGGCAGCUGGGCUGCCCGUGUGAACUACUCGGAAUGCCAGGAGAUCCUCAGUGGGGAGAAGAAAAGCAAGGUGCACUACCAUGUCGCUGUCAUCAUCAACUACCUGGGCCACUGUAUCUCUCUGGUGGCUCUCCUGGUGGCCUUUGUCCUCUUUCUGCGGCUCAGGAGCAUCCGGUGCCUGAGAAACAUCAUCCACUGGAACCUCAUCUCGGCCUUCAUCCUGCGCAACGCCACGUGGUUUGUGGUCCAGCUCACUAUGAGCCCCGAAGUCCACCAGAGCAAUGUGGGCUGGUGCAGGUUGGUGACGGCCGCCUACAACUACUUCCACGUGACCAACUUCUUCUGGAUGUUCGGGGAGGGCUGCUACCUGCACACGGCCAUCGUGCUCACCUACUCCACCGACCGCCUGCGCAAGUGGAUGUUCAUCUGCAUCGGCUGGGGUGUGCCUUUCCCCAUCAUCGUGGCCUGGGCCAUUGGGAAGCUGUACUACGACAAUGAGAAGUGCUGGUUUGGCAAAAGGCCUGGGGUGUACACUGACUACAUCUACCAGGGCCCCAUGAUCUUGGUCCUGCUGAUCAAUUUCAUCUUCCUUUUCAACAUCGUCCGCAUUCUCAUGACCAAACUCCGGGCGUCCACCACCUCUGAGACCAUUCAGUACAGGAAGGCUGUGAAGGCCACUCUGGUGCUGCUUCCCCUCCUGGGCAUCACGUACAUGCUGUUCUUCGUGACCCCCGGGGAGGACGAGGUGUCCCGGGUCGUCUUCAUCUACUUCAACUCCUUCCUGGAAUCCUUCCAGGGGUUCUUCGUGUCUGUAUUCUACUGUUUCCUUAACAGUGAGGUCCGCUCUGCCGUCCGGAAGAGAUGGCAUCGGUGGCAGGACAAGCACUCGAUCCGCGCCCGCGUGGCCCGUGCCAUGUCCAUCCCCACCUCCCCAACCCGUGUCAGCUUUCACAGUAUCAAGCAGUCCACGGCUGUGUGAGCUGGAGGGCCAGGCAGUGGAAGACCGUCUCCAGGCCCAGCCAGCCGCCCUGUCUGUGGAGGGGAUCAGCUCCUUCCCACACCCUGCACCCCCAGAAGCAUCUGGCACUGACAUCCUGGGGGCCCCCGCUCCCUGAACCCCCAGCUGAGCAGGAGUUCUAGGCCUGUGGAAGCAGACACAGUCUGGGCCACAGGACGAAUGGGAAAUAACCCCCUGCGCCAGCCCUCCCUGGAGAUGAAAUGAGAAUGGUGUGGAAGUGGCCAGAUGGAAAUCCAAAACGGCACAUGGGUCCCUCCAAGAGGUGUCUUCUCCCACAGCACAAGAUGGCCAGCCCACUGGAGACCUCGCUGCCCCAGGGGCAUCAUGGGAAACUUGCGACAGCACCCCUACCACCGUGAUGAUGCCUCCGGGUGUUGGCAAUGCCUCCCAAUACUGAUGGGAACCAAGGUCACGUUGCCAGGAGCCCUGGCCAAUGUCAUUAUAGAUUGGGUGUCAUCAUCAGCCAAUAGGCCACACCACUAGAAUCCUCCCAAGUCCCCAUAACUUCGUCUGGCACUGUGGCACCGCCCACAGAAAUGCCCUGCCUCGCUGCCUUGCACCAUCGGGGCUUUGCUGCCCUGCAGGCCGCUCAGGCUCCCCCUCCUUAACUGCUCAUAAUAUCUGUACCUUGAUUUCAGUCAUCUCUUGUCCCUAGUGCCUCCCCCUUUGUGGAAAGACGGGGGUGGGAGGGCAAUGGAGUGGCUGGCCCGUGAGCAAGAGCCUGGGUGUGCCCCGGCCAGAGCCCAUCUCCUUCUCAGGGGGCAGAGGACACUAGGGGGCCAUCCUGUCUCUAGGGCAGCCUCUCUGCUGGUCACAGGGGGUUUGUGGCCCCUGGAUGUCCUGUGGGGCAGUGUGAUGAACUCAGCAAAAAGAGGAGAGGGGGCAAGGCAUUUGGCCUCUCUCUGCCUGAGCGUCCUGGAGCAGGACAAGUGACUCUUAGGGCAACCAGCCAGCCCCCACUGGGCCCUCCCAUGUCCAGAGGCACCGGGCCACCAGAGCAGGGCUUUGGGAGAUGAGGGUGUCAGCUGUGAGGGGAUGGCUGCUGUAAAUAAUAAUAUUUAUCUUUUCUACCUGCA